Molecule: messenger RNA, 3003 nt
Organism: Talaromyces marneffei
Lineage: Eukaryota; Fungi; Ascomycota; Eurotiomycetes; Eurotiales; Trichocomaceae
Exons: 2
Coding region: 1-3003 (1000 amino acids)
Biological process (GO): spindle organization; mitotic cell cycle; establishment of meiotic spindle localization
Cellular component (GO): spindle pole
Molecular function (GO): protein binding
Source: RefSeq, a predicted model, not a curated record
AUGAACGACUAUCUAGAGAGCCCCUGCCCAGGAUCCAAGUCCAGCUCUCGCAACGGUCAGUAUGACAGUUUGACCAACGCCUGGGGGGAUGAUACACUGGAUACCCUUGAAUAUACAGCUGCAAUCAAGUUUCCGCCGCAGCUGCGAGCUACCUCACUGACCAACGCGAAGCCGCGACGAGUACGAAAAACGACAUCUUUCAGGAUUCAAGAAGAUAGCAAAGUGAACACAACUGGCAGUACCACGACAUCAACGAGACAGGCUGGUUUGAAGCGGAAGCCGCAGGAGAGGAGUUCUUCGAUUCUCGCUCAACCAGCCCAACGCUUCCAACGACCGCGCAUCAGUUCGACCGGCGUGCACAAUGAUGGUCCUUUGCAGCCUCAAAGAGUUAGAGAUAGCAGCGUGCUAGGAGAAAGGCUACAACCAGAAGAAAGGACACGCGUGAGCCUAAAGCCCUCUGAAAAUGAUAUCUUGAAGAAAGAUGUUCGCCGCCGUACAGUUUACAUUCCGACGGAAGACACGACUAUGCCAACGGUUUUCAUGAGUCUUUUCAGCCCAGUCAAAUCGAUGGAUGCAAGCAACGCGGUAGACGAGACCACUCCGCUUUACAGCUUGGAAGCACGCAUUGCGGCGAAGAAACAAUCAAGAAAGUCUACAAUGGAGAAAUCCAGACGGACGCCCCUACAACCCAGCAGAAAAGUUAGUCAACAGUCUACUAUGGUCAAGGAUGUUAUGGGAAAGAAUGGUGGAAAGGAAAACAUUCCGCCUGGCCACUUUAUGGAUAAGAAUAAGGGAAUCAGAGCCAACGAACCACUUUCCCGAUCCGACACAACAUCAAGAGAACCGUUGAAGGCAGCAUCGAAGGCUUUAUAUAAUAGUAAAGCAAACGUGAUCAAACCGAGACAAUCUAAAGAACCAGUUGUCAAGCCUAUUGGCCAAAAGUCUUCAAUGACCUUGUUGGCAGAGACUAAAUCGAAGGAUGUGAGAGCUUCUUUGCCUAAGAAAGCAGACAUCAAACGCACUGGUGUUAAGGAUCGUUCUAUUCUUCAGUCACACCGCUCGAAAGAAUCACUCGUGGCAGAAGCCCGUUCAAUUCCACCUCCCCAGCUCUCACUCCCCAAGGUUCGCCCUAUCAGCAUCGAUCAACAGUACCCGGUGCUCAACAAUGACAUUUCGAAUCCAGCCAUGUACGAAGAUGACUGGCUCUCGCACCAAGAAGUUAUUAUAACCCAGCUAGUGAACGGCCUUUUCGACUCCGUUGGGGGAAAGCUGCAGACACAGGAUCCGGAGGCACUUCGACUUGAGCUUCUUCACAUGUACCAAAGUGAUGCGUUUCUUUUAUUGUAUAGACGGUUGCAAGCCUCGAUACUCUAUGGUUCUUUGGCACCAUCUAAGGAUAUAUUACGCCGGGGCAGCCGUCUCCCCGAUGAUCUGGGCAUGAAAAGGUCAUUCUUGGAUUUUUGGUCGGAAACGUACGACUUAGAUGCGCUGAAGGCGGCAGCAGAGACUGUAGUCGGACGAAAAAUUACUUAUCAGCCAGCCCGAACAAGCAACGGGCCAUCAAACCUGUCAGGAAAGCAGCACAAGGCUUUGAAACGUGGGAUAGAGACCUUCUUGGAAAUCUUUCUUAUUCGAAAUAUGGAUAAACAAGACCAUGGAGAUACUCAAGAGGAUGUCGUCAGAGGGCCGUACCAACGUACCAUCCUCCGGAGUGUUAUGAUUAUAAUACUUCUCGAUAAGGCUCGCUUGGAUUCAGGCAACUCAUUGCCGCGGCGUUUGUUUACUGACAACUCUCCAUACAAGUCCUCUUCAGCUGCAUUACAAGCAUUGGCUAAUCUAUUGCUUCCUUCAAUGGGAGACAUUAACCGACAAAUCAAUCAUCUGAACUGCAGUCUUCUCUACAAGCAACAUCAGUUGCAGGAUUACGACUUCCACAUUCGGAAUCUAGCCGUAGAUUUGCGUGAUGGAAUUCUUCUGACGAGGCUCGUCGAGAUACUGCUAUACCCAAAGCCUUCACAAUCUCACACUGGCAAGGAAAUCUCCGACACGACAACUUUCAAUGACGACACAUCACUAUUAGGAGACGACACCACAGAAUGGCCGCUUUCACAAAAGCUGAAGGUUCCCUGUGUCAGCAGGGCGGCAAAGAUUUUCAAUGUUCAGAUAGCACUUGAUGCCCUAAAAGGGGUCACUGGUAUCGACGCAAUGGUGAAGGACAUCCAUGCAGAGCACAUAGUAGACGGAUACCGAGAAAAUACCAUGGCCUUGCUAUGGGUACUGGUUGGAAAAUGGGGCUUGGCGGGGAUGCUGGACUGGAAUGAUGUAAGGAGUGAAAUCGUGCGUCUUCAAAAGAAGCUUGUUUUUGGCCAAGACCAUCAAAGUUGCCAUGUGGACAGAUUGUACGACCUUGAACUUGUGUCACAUGAGGACUUGCUCAUCAAAUGGGCAUCGAUUCUCGCGCAGCUCAAAGGACUACGGUUGGACAACCUCACAACUAGCUUUGCGGAUGGGAGGAUAUUCGAAAGCAUCAUUGAGGAGUAUGAAACCUAUCUUUUUAAGAGUGUGGAGUCUUUGGAGAAACGGCCUGGAGCCCAGCAGGGGUGGCAAUCACGCCUGCAAUCCUUGGGCUGUAGUCCCCAAUUUGCAUCUCUUGUUGCUAGAUCGACUUCUGCAUCUCGCAUAUUUGAUCGAGAUUUCGUGCUCGGAGCCCUUACUUUUCUAUGCUCUCGACUUCUGUCGUCAACCAAACGCAUUCGCGCAGCUAUUGUCAUUCAGAAAGCAUGGCGACGGAUCACCGCCGAGGAAAACGCACGGCGUCUCGUGCUUGCCAAAGAGAUUGCCGAGCAAUGUGCCGCUGUCGCCUGCGCGCGUGACCGUUUACUAUGGGCCAAGGGCGUGAUUGUGAAAUGGUGGAGAGAGCAGAAACUGAAGAGAAGCAAACCCGUUGAUACCAAAGGCAAAAGGCCGACUAAAGCAAAGUCGACUCGCCGAAUGAGGCUCUAA